Messenger RNA from Notechis scutatus (mainland tiger snake), 670 nucleotides. NCBI's taxonomy places the organism in Eukaryota, Metazoa, Chordata, Lepidosauria, Squamata, Elapidae. The record is from RefSeq and is a predicted model, not a curated record.
GCAGGGACGGUGACGCUCUGGAGCCCCAGCGCCAAGGCCCCGCUUGCCCGGAUGCUGUGCCACCAGGGGGCCGUCAGGGCCGUGGCGGUCGAGCCCUCCGGGAGCUACAUGGCCACGUCCGGGCUGGACCACAAGCUCCACAUCUACGACCUCCGGGCGUAUCGGCGCCUCCACUCCUUGCUGCUGCCCUGCGGGGCCGGGCUGCUGGAUUUCAGCCAGCGGGGGCUUCUGGGGGCCGCCUGCCAGGAGGUGGUGCAGGUGUACAAGGACGUCUCGGUCUGCCCGCCCCAGAAGCCCUACCUGUGCCACAGGCUGCCCGGCCCCUCCCACGGGCUCCGCUUCUGCCCCUUUGAGGACGUGCUGGGCGUGGGGCACGCGCAGGGCUUCGCCAGCCUGCUGGUCCCAGGUGCCGGGGAGCCGAACUUUGACGCCCUGGAGAACAACCCCUUCCGCAGCCGGAGGCAGAGGCAGGAGUGGGAGGUCAAGGCUUUCCUGGACAAGAUCCCGUCGGAGCUGAUCACCCUGGACCCCACCCAGCUGGGCCGGGUGGAUCCCGUCUCCCUGGACCAGCAGCGCCAGGAGCGGGUGGAGAGGCUGGUACGUUGCCUGGGAGGAAGAGGGGGGAGGAGGGGGGAGGAAGGCCAAGAGGCGGCCGGGAGGGUCCCAGGAC